AUGCGCCCAUGAAGAGAUGCUGCUGCUGCUGCUGCUGAUCAGAGGUGUGUGCGCUGCGGCUGGCUUAUUUACACCCGUUCAGUCACACUGCAUCAUAGAAAAGCUCUGGCGCUCCUUAGGAAAUGGACUUUCUAAAGGGAUUAAUGUGUCUCUAUGGUGAUACAUCUCAAGCUCUAAAUUUGUGUCAUCAGUCCCACAAGCUGUUCCUCCAAACAGUGUGGAAAGGAUUUACACAGCCACAUUACUGAAGAGGAUUCUAUGACUUAUGCUACAUCUCCAUUUUAACUGCGUGUCAGAAAUGCCCCCUUCCAUAAAGUGGUGCAUUAGGUGGGCUGUCUGCUUGUCCUUCAUUCUUGCACUGAUCCCCAGGUCCAGAGGAUCAACGCUGAAUUGUCACAAAAUGUGCAUAUGCGCCAGCAACAUCGUCAGCUGCUCCAAGAUGAACUUGACGAUGGUUCCAUCUGACUUGCCCGACUACACAGCUGUGCUUGACAUUAGUUUUAAUGAGAUAACCGGACUUCGCGCACAAUGGACCAAGCACAAACUUCCCAACCUCCACAACCUCUUGCUCAGCCACAACGGUUUGUCGUUCAUCUCUUCUGAGGCGUUCAUUUUUGUAAAGCAAUUGCGAUACUUGGAUCUGUCAUCAAAUAACCUGCGACAGCUGGACGAGUUUAUUUUCGAGCCACUGAUAGAUCUGGAGGUUCUUCUGCUCUACAACAACCACAUCUCGCAGAUCGACCGCACAGCCUUCUCAGGCCUCAACAACCUGCAGAAGCUCUACCUGAGCCAGAACCAGGUGUCCCGCUUCCCCCUGGAGCUCCUCAAGGACAAGAACCGACUGGACAAGCUGAGCCUGUUGGACUUGUCUUCCAAUCGGAUCAAAGUUCUCCCCAUUCAAGACCUCCAGGCACUGCCGGCCUGGAUCAAGAAUGGGCUGUACUUCCACAACAACACCCUCAUCUGCGACUGCGAGCUGUACAGUUUGAUGACUCAUUGGUAUAUCCGACGGCUCAAUUCAGCUGUGGACUUCAAGGAUGACCACACCUGCGUGCAUCCCGGCCUGGAUAAACGGGUGCUGCGUUUGUACGAUCUCAACACUCUUAUGAACUGCAGCACGUUUAAAGAAACUGACCAAGAAGCUUAUUUGGAACAGACGCUCACCCUCAGCUGUGAUACCAGACAUCGGAACAUGUCCAAGACUUGGAUGCUACCUGGAAACAUAGCGGUGCCUCCUUACGAUAACCAGAGCAUUGUGCCUCUGAAAGACGGCAACCUUGAGAUAAAAUCGAUACGACCUGAGGACUCAGGUGUGUACACUUGCUUUGCCGUGAGUGAAUACCUCAACGAAACGCUCUAUGUGGUGGUCAAAGUCCACAACUUCACCCUCAAUGGCAACAGCGAGACCCUCAACACCGCUUUCACCACUUUGGUGGGCUGCUUGGCCAGCGUGGUCCUGGUUCUUAUCUAUCUGUACCUGACGCCCUGUCGCUGCUUCUGCUGUCCCGACCAGGGCAAAAAGAACCAUCAUGAAGACAGCAUCCACUCCUCCAUGCUCAGCAUCACCCCGACGCACGAGGACAUGGCAACCAAAGCAGAGCUCAACAGGCAUGUGGCCUUCAUAGACCCCAAGGACCUGCAGGGACAGAACGGAAAGGUGAAUCCUAACGGAGAGGAAGAAGUGGAUGAGGAGGCCAUGAAGGGAAAAGGAAAACGGAAGAAAUCACUGGCAGACUCGAUUAGUUCGGUCUUUUCUGAUACUCCCAUUGUAGUCUGAGGGAGGAUGUGUAUUUUUGGCUAGAGACAGUUCUUUGUUGUGGCUUUCUCGGAUAAAGAGACUGAAGUACACAGUUUGCCAUCCUCAGUCUUUGGCUGUUUCUACAAAACCUUUCCAGCAUUUUAAUCUGUAGCACUUAAGUAUAUACUGUGAAAAGGUCUUGCCAUAUUAGUGGAAUCUAAACUUGGAGUGUUUAGAUGUUCCUGUGAGUUUAAGCCCACUAAGUGUGACUAGAGGUAGUCUGGGUGAACAACAAAUGCAUUUUGCGAUUUCUCAGUGAUCAAGCUAGGAAGCUAGGCUGACAGACAUUAGAACAUUAAUACAUCCUCUAUAUAAUCACAUUAUAAGCAUGAGCUUUGCCGACUGCUAAUGUUAAGAAUAUAGCACUGAAUGAAGCCCUUGUAGCUAAUCAUAUUUACCACAUUUUAUGCUAACUGACCAACCUUACCACUUUAUGUGAAGCCAUAUGCAGUUGGUCACUGCAAGGGAAAGCAAUGCACAAUAGCAUUUGAGAGUAGUCACAGGAAAAUGAUGGAAAAGUAUUUUUAUGUUUUUUAUGGAACAUUAGAAGUUGUUUGGAAUGAAAGUCAAACAGUAAACUGAGCAUUAAUGGUCACUUACAUGAAACUUCCUCCACCUAUUUAUGGCAAUGGAAAAAAUAAUAUCCUGGUAAAACUUAAAUGGCUGUUUGAAUCUAGACUCUUUAAGUCCAAUUUCAUAAGUUUAAAUAUCGGAUACCAAUAUAAAACAAAACUGUAAGAACUUACAGAGUUCCAUUUAUAUGAAACUAUAAUACAGCAGUUUUUCAAUGUAUUACCCCUCGCAUAAAAAAUGCAGAACGCAUGCAUUUUCAGCCGCUUGAGCUCAUCUGUCAUGACAACCAGGGAGUGACAUAUAACCAAAAUGCUAAUGCAAUCUUUUAAUAGAAUGACAUGUCCCAUCUGCCUGAACUCUCAUCUCUAAAGCAAUGAUGAUUUGAGCUUGGAUUCAACAGCCAAAACAGUUUCGGAUACUCAGACCUCUUCUCACCCUGCGUUCAUUUGCACUUGUGGUGGUUGGAGUCAGUGCUGACUCAUCCAUUGUCAGAAUGGAAGUCAUUUUUUAAGCCCUUGAAGUGCGGAGGUAACCUUCAUCAGAUAAAAAGCCAAAGGCUGAGGGAUUUUUUAAAUUAUUUUUUAACCUCGAACCAUUAUAAUUUGAAUACAUUUUCUGAAUGGAUUAAAAAUCAAGUUUGAAGUUUGAGUGAUUAGCCGAAUGUUCUCCUCAUGUUCUGGUAUUCUAAAUUAUUACUACAGGCAUACAGCAGUGAUCUCUCAGAGACCAGUAUUAUAUUUGCAUAUACAAUGUUGUAGGAACCUAAAGAGACUGCUACGAAUCAUAAUGUAAUGCGUAAAGCUCGUUGGCCGUGCUCAAGGAAGAUGUGACUAGAUCCAUUCCAAGCAGAUAUCAACAUUGUCCUGGUGGACUGUUCUAGAACACCAGUCAAUGAUGUUAGAAAACCAUACGUGGAACUCUUACUUCUGGGAAUGGCACUUCUAUUCUUCUGUUACUGGAAAGAAAUCAGAAUCAUCUCACAUGUUAACCAUAACCACAUAUUUAUAACGGGGUCUGGUUGGGAUCAGCUGGAGCAAUCUUAGUUUCCUCCGGCCUCUUUCCCUAGUAACAUCGUAAUUACAUCCUGUUUUACGAGCGAGGGAGUGGGUGAAGCUAUUAAAUGUUUGAUAGGUGGAUGAACUCACAAACAGUAUUAUCUCAGGGAGAGGGAAUGACAGAUAAUAGCAGCUAUGGCAGACUGCAGUCAUGGGCAGUUACGGUCUCUUACACGUCUCUCUGCAAUCCAAAAUUAGUGUGCAGAGGAGGGAAAGGCCUUACCAUUACGAGUGCUGUGGGAGGAGGCCUGAGAUCUCUGUGGUUCGCAAAGAGACAGAAAAGCCAAAUGCUCCCCCUAAAACCACAUCCAGCAGCUUUUCGCCCCUGUUGUGUGUGUUCUUCUUAACUGUGUGUCCUUGGCUAUUUUGCUACGAGCAGAGUUCUUGUGAAAGACCACUGUUCAUUACUCACCAUUUAACAGUAGGCUACAUCUGUGCUUUUGUCUGUGCAAACAGUGUUUGUUUUUACAGUGUUUAUGAGAUCGUGUCAUUUUAGGUAGCUUUUUUCCCCUUGAGGUUCCAAAGAGACUGAAUUAAUUCCUUGUUCUU
Sinocyclocheilus anshuiensis is the source of this 3975-nucleotide messenger RNA. Its product is annotated as amphoterin-induced protein 1-like. Bases 266 to 1777 code for a protein of 503 amino acids. The record is from RefSeq and is a predicted model, not a curated record. Gene Ontology annotation, biological process: brain development. Gene Ontology annotation, cellular component: membrane. Lineage: Eukaryota; Metazoa; Chordata; Actinopteri; Cypriniformes; Cyprinidae. The transcript is spliced from 2 exons. Gene Ontology annotation, molecular function: protein binding.